Pungitius pungitius (ninespine stickleback) is the source of this 1096-nucleotide messenger RNA. It is a transcript of the gene opn8a, whose product is annotated as opsin 8, group member a. Bases 29 to 1096 code for a protein of 355 amino acids. The transcript is spliced from 4 exons. Gene Ontology annotation, biological process: G protein-coupled receptor signaling pathway; phototransduction; cellular response to light stimulus. Gene Ontology annotation, cellular component: plasma membrane. Gene Ontology annotation, molecular function: G protein-coupled photoreceptor activity. Lineage: Eukaryota; Metazoa; Chordata; Actinopteri; Perciformes; Gasterosteidae. The record is from RefSeq and is a predicted model, not a curated record.
UAAUCUGACCGUCUGUGUUUUGACCAACAUGGAGGAUAAAUAUGUGUCCAAACUGUCACCUGCUGUUGAUUUAUGGACAGGGACGUAUCUGAUAAUAAUCGCCAUCCUGUCCAUCUUCGGGAACGCGGCGAUCCUGGUCAGCGCCGCCCGCCGCUCCGGCCCGCUGAAAGCUCCCGAGCUGCUGACGGUGAACCUGGCGGUGACGGACCUGGGCAUGGCCCUCAGCAUGUACCCUCUGUCCACCGCCGCCGCCUUCAACCACGCCUGGAUCGGCGGCGACGCGUCCUGCCUCUACUACAGCCUGAUGGGCAUGAUCUUCAGCAUCACCAGCAUCGUGACGCUGGCUGUGAUGGGGAUGGUCAGGUACCUGGUGACAGGGAAUCCACCAAGGAGAGGCCUCAGGCUCCAGAGGAGAACCUUCAGCGUGGUGAUCGGCGCCAUCUGGCUGUAUUCCGGCCUGUGGGCCCUGUUCCCUCUGCUGGGCUGGGGCAGCUACGGCCCGGAGCCCUUCGGACUGGCCUGCUCCGUAGACUGGAGCAGCUACGGGGAGUCCCUGAACCGCUCCACCUUCAUCAUGACGCUGUCCGUCCUCUGCACGUUCCUCCCCUGCCUCGUCAUCUUCUUCACCUACUUCGGCAUCGCGUGGAAGCUGCGCAGGGCCUACCGGUCCAUCCGCUGCGGCGACGUUCAACACGGGAUGGUGGAGAAGAAAAUCACUCUUAUGGCUGCGAUGAUCAGCUCGGGGUUCCUCUUCUCGUGGACCCCCUACCUGGCCGUCAGCCUGUGGAGCAUGUUCCGCUCCCGGGAGCACGGCCACAUCGCUCCGCUGGUCGCCCUGUUGCCGUGCCUCUUCGCCAAGAGCGCCACCGUCUACAACCCCUUCAUCUACUUCAUCUUCCAGCGCGGCUCCUGGCGGGAGCUCCUGCGCCUGCAGAGGCGCCUGCUCUGCUGUUGGCACCGGGCCGCCGCCGGGGGCCAGGCGGCGAAGGGCCCCGACUGCACGGCGGUGGUGGAGAACGGGGCCGACGGCGCCGGCGGGGGUCGGGGGGGGCCUCCCGGCAAAGGGCCUGCGAGUCAGAUGAUGCCUCUGGGCUAA